Molecule: messenger RNA, 4017 nt
Organism: Zerene cesonia (dogface butterfly)
Lineage: Eukaryota; Metazoa; Arthropoda; Insecta; Lepidoptera; Pieridae
Gene: senju
Product: UDP-galactose transporter senju
Exons: 4
Coding region: 325-1359 (344 amino acids)
Biological process (GO): pyrimidine nucleotide-sugar transmembrane transport
Cellular component (GO): Golgi membrane
Molecular function (GO): UDP-galactose transmembrane transporter activity
Source: RefSeq, a predicted model, not a curated record
AGUUGUCGAUUGACAGCGAAUAGUGUAGUGAUUGAACGUGAUUGUGGUUUUUGUGACUUUUGUGUACUAGUUUAUAAUAUGUAAAAAUCUAAAAACACGAAAUUUUAAUUAACAUUUCAUUUUUAUCGUAUUAUCAAUCAACAUUUAUUAAAAAUGUGUAAAUUUUAUCUUUAAAAUUAAAUGUGCACUUAAAAUAGAUAUUGUUUCUAGUAUCGUUUAUGUUAGACUUGCGAUUUGACGUGGUGUAAUGUAGCGAAAAAAUUAUUCUACUAAUACAAUAGCCUAUACAUCCUCAACUAUCCAUUAUACUGGGCAUUACUCAAAAUGAAAGACUGGCACAAGUUGUUUCCAAACAAGGAGGCGUUUAUAGUUUUCGCAUUAUACAUAAUUUUAUUUGUUUUUCAGGGAGUCUUUAUUACUGCUUCCAAAACUGAAAAUGGUGUAUAUGAUUACAACACAACACUCGUUGUGUUUUUAUCAGAGCUAUUAAAAUUGGUCAUUUCAGCUACUCUGUACACAUUAAAACGAGAAAACAAGCCUCAUCUUUUUAAAGCUAUAGCAAGAGAUUAUAAUCUUUUGCUCCUGUACUUUAUACCUUCACUGUUAUACUGUUUCUAUAACAAUUUAGCAUUCAUAAAUUUAUCACAUUAUGAUCCAACAUCAUACUACAUACUAUUACAAUUUAGAGUGGUCUUGACGGCUAUAUUAUUUCAGUUCCUCUUCCAGAAAAGACUUGCUUUCGUUCAAUGGAUAUCACUGGGAAUUCUAACAGUUGGAUGUAUGAUUAAAAACUUUGACGCAGCUUCAGUCAAAUCAAAAGGUGACACUGAUCUCUGGUCCCAAAUAUUCAGCAUAUACUUUUUAUCAAUUAAUUUUCAAAACUUUUGUUCCUGCCUUGCUGGGACAUACAAUGAAUAUUUAUUGAAAACUAAAGGAUCUAAUGUAGAUAUAUUUCUACAGAAUGUUUUUAUGUACAUGGAUUCAUUGAUAUGCAACUUCUUUAUUCUCAUGUGUAAGGGAGAAGUAAGUACAAUAUUUCAAGAUUUACAAUCCUUAGGAGAUAUAUUUGUAAUAUUAAUAACAGUGAACAGUGCAAUUGUUGGAAUUGUAACUAGUUUCUUUUUAAAAAAUUUAAACUCUAUAUUAAAAACAUAUGCUAGUGCAUUAGAGUUAAUUAUUACGGCCGUAGUGUGUUACAUUUUGUUUAAAAUUGUAAUAACGGCAUAUACAAUUAUAUCAAUAUGCUUAGUUGUAAUCUCAGUUGCCAUGUAUUUUAGAAAUCCAGUCAACAAUGUGAAUGUUGCCACUGAAAAAGAUACAAGAGAUUUGAAACCACUUUUAGAUGUUGUAGUUGAUUAAAAUGUGUUCAUUUACAUAACUAAGCCAAACUUGUAAAUAUUAUAUUUAUUUUUCUCAAAACGUGAGCUCAACUAUUGAAUUACAAACUAUAUUAAUCAACAUAAUAACAAAUAGUAAGUUAUAAAGUACCCUUUCUACAUGACAUGUGUGGAACAUAUCUAACUAAAAAAAAAAUAGUUAUUCAUAUAACAGGGAUAAAAGUCAUUUAAUAACUUUUUGAACUGAACAUAACAUGUAUUGAUUAUUAUUGAGCAAAUCUCAAUUGUGAAUAUCAUGUUACCUUUGUAGGUAGGUACUUUUAAUGAAGUGGUUUUUAUGUUUAAAUCUUAGCUUUAAAUUCUUGAUAUCAUGAAUUUUAAGAUACUAUCUAGUGAAACUCAAAUGUUUACUCAUAUGACUAGGCUAGGCUACAAAAUAUGUUCAGAAUAACAUGACCAUUUGGUGCAUUCUUCGCCAUACCCGGGACAACUCCUGAUACAACCUCAGCAAUCAAUUUUCACCUACUUUCGGUUUGAUGUGCCUUUCACAACUAAAUUUUUAAAAUAUAAAAUAUUAUUUCAAUCAUUAUAAUAUUAUUGUAUGAAACGCGGCCGUUGUUGAUUUAAAUAGUAUAUAUUUUCUAAAUGCGAAGUAUUUGAAGAAUUAAAAGAUAUUUUUGUAUUAUUCAAAUAGGUAUUAAAAAACUUUAUUUAUUAUUACUAAAACACAACAGACUUAAAAUGGAUCUCUUAGCACCCACUAUUGGCAUAUUUUGUAAGUUAUCUAAAAUAUUUUGUUUUGUAUUCUAUUAUUCUAAGAACGAGAUUUUUGUUAUAUGACUGAAAUAGUUCUAAUUAAAAUUAUUAUUGAAAAAAAUAUCAGACAUUGACUAAACUGGUUUUGUGAUUGAGAUGAGAUAAUAUUAUGAUAAAGGCUUCAAUUUUUUAAUUUUAAAUUUUCAAGAACAUUUUUUAUUUUGAUGUAAUUAGCGGGCAACUGAGUAAGCGAUAACCACCGCCCAUGAACAUUUGCAGCUGUAGGGCUGCUGGAAAUGUGUUGCCCGUUUUAAAUGGGAAUAAAGGAAUGGACUCGGAAGUGGGAAGAAUAUACAGACCUCUCACCAAACGAAACACACUAGUGCUAGUAUUUCACGUCAAUCUGUGGGAUACCUUCCACGGUGCGAGCUGGCUCAAUUCGUGCUGAAGCGUGCGCAACUCCCACACUAUAGGACUUAGUUGCAUUUUAAAAUAUAUGUAUACGUUUAUGGUGUCAUACUCAAUUAUAUCUUUAGGUUUAAAUUUUAAAUUUAUGACUGUAAAUUUGUAUUGAUUUAUGAAUUUAAACUUGUAAUUCUAACAUCACUGUAAGAUUUGUGCCUAGUAGCUGCAACAAUAAUUAGAUCCAACUAUUUAAGAUUAGCAAGGAUCAAUAUAUCAUUUUAAUGACUAAAACAGUGUUGGGCUUUUUAUUUAUAAUUGUGGCGGAAGGAACGAAUGUGGAAUUCUUCCAUCGAAAAUCCUCCAGAUCAUCCCUGUUUGGGACUAUGGUCUGUUCAAGGCGUGAGAACAAAGUAGCAAGUUACUUGAAGAAGUUGGAUAUUAACAAGGGCUGUCGACCUGACGGUAUUCCUCCGUUGUUUUAUAAGUCCUGCUAUUACAACCUGAUAUCUACUAUAUGUCAUUUAUUUAAACUAUAUCUAAAUAUAGGAACAAUGCUUAAAAUCUGGAAGCGGUCCUAUGUUUAAAUACGGAAAUAAACACACAGGUACACAGGAUAUUUAAUGAAGGCGUUGAUUCUACCUUCCUUUUAGGCAAAUUACUUUUACGAUGCCCCCUUAUAUGCUCUCGUGACAAAGCCCUUUUUGCAUUACCUAAUUUUAAAUCAAAUUUCGCUAGAAAUACAUAUAUCGUGUUUGUAAGAAAUAUAAUUAAACAAUUUGAGUGACCUUGCUUUUUUCUAAAAGCUUAAAUGCUUAAAAAAACAAAAUUCGAAAAACGAUUAAUUGGAAUUGUGAUCUCUAAAUUGUUCUCAUGCUUGUGAUUUCUGUUUUUUUAUUCUUUAUAUUCCGUAUGUAAAUGAAUUUGUUUUUGUAUUUAAAGUAUUUUAAUUUUUAGCGGAAACUUUGCUGAUAUGUGUAUGGUAUGUCUAUAAUCUAUAAGAAUUAUUUAUUGUUUGUUUCCCAAAGAUACAUAAAUAGAAAAGGGAGGAUCCUCGGUCAGUCUACACGACUGGAAGGGAAGGUCCGAGAAGGUCUAUAUAUAUGCUUAUGGAUUUAAAAUUAGAAGGAAAAUAUUUGUAAAUAAAUAUUGAGUUUUUGUGUAUGGGGCCAUCCAUAAAUUACGUCACGCGAAUUUUAGAACUUUUCGACCCCUCCCCCCUCCUUGUCACAGGUUGUCACAUUUUUAGAACCCCGUCUCCCCUAACGUGACGUCACACAUUUUUCAAAUUUAUGCAUGUAUCUAAAAAUAAUUAAAAGAAAACAGUUAUUUUACAUUUUUUUAUUUAAGUGUCUCGCUUGCAUUGUAACAUGGCUCUAGGAAUCAAAUGUUGUUACGUAGGAGAUAAUCUUAUAGCGAAAGCGCGAAAUUAUCAAUAAAUAUAGAUUGAGAACUAGCUGUUAAAAUUUUUUUGUUCAUACAUAAAUUUCGUGUUCUAAUAUUUUAUUAUGUGACGUCACAA